ACCGCACAACGGUCACAACAAAGAUGGCGGCUGCAGAGGCAGGAGGGACCGGCCGAAUUUUCUUGAUUUUAGUCGUUUUUCUUUUUAGUUCGUGUGAAAGUUUGUUCAGCGGAGGAGAUUCUUACAAAAGAGAGCUGACUCUGAAGUUGUACCCGAACUCGACGCCCUCUGGCGGUGAGCUCCUUCACGUGAGCGCUGUGGGCGGAAACGACACGUUGCACUUUCUCUUCUGCAGCCAGGGGGCGCCAACACUGCUGCUCGUUCACACCAACUCUUCUUCAUCUACUGUCAAGGUGAAGUGGCCUGAGUUUUUGGCUCGUAAUACCAGCGGCAGCCUGACGGUGGAGCCGCAGAGCAGCAUCCUGUACAGUACCGCCAUUGUCUUCAGCCGGCUGUUGGAGUACAAUGAUGAAAAUGACACGGCUGAGGCGAAAUCCAACUUCUUCCCCGCCUACGAGCUGAAGGACUUCAUCUGGACUCCGAUGAACCUGUCAGAAUCCACCGCGACGGUGUGCGGAUCUCCCACACGGUCCGGCAACGGGUCGCUCUGCCUGCAGUUGUCUGUGUUUGGCUCAGAGGGGCGUGUCGACCUCUGGCCCCGCCUCCUCCAUUCUGCUAACUCCUCCCAGUUGGAGGUGUGGCUUAACGGCCUGCCGCCCCGCUCCAAUAUGUCCAGGUUCGUGUUGGAGCUGCAGGCGGUGGGCGGGGCUUAUCCACUGAGCAGAGUGAACGUUCACCAGUUCAUCGACGACGAGUACACACCUUCGAUAUUCCAGAUGUCUCAGUGGGUGUCUUCACCGAACAACGGCUCAGACGUCCUGGGUUUCGCCCAGUGGAAGCCAGUGGCGUACCGGACGUCCCACGCGACCCUGGAGGACGCAACGCCGUGCCGUAACUCCGACCCACAGCAGCAAAACGGGAACUCGACGUCAGCUUCAUCGGCUCUGAUUAAAGCUUUUUACUCCGACCCAGCAGCCAUGGGGUUGAACGUUAGCUUCGGCAUAGCUGGAGAGCCUUACUACAACAGCACCAUGUUCCUCAGCUGGACGAUGCUGGUGGGCGUCGGCUCCCCUCCGGUGGACUCCUUCUCCCCAAUGGUGAUCGGCAUCUUAACGGCUGGUCUGGGGAUUCCCAUCCUCCUCCUGCUGGGGGGCGGAGUUUACAUCUUAAUCGCGAAGAAGCGGGAAUCCUCAGGCUACGAGCCAAUCAACUGACAGCAUAGUCCGGGCCAAUGAGAUGUUGAGACUCUUUUUAAGUUUCGGAUGACAUCACUGAUGAUUCAGCCAAUCGAGAAGCAGUUAGGUUAACAUUUCAGCGAUAGCUCACGUUAGUUUCAGUCAGUAGACUAAAUUAGCAGCAAGCAGAAAAUUGUUUUAAUUAGAAACACUGAGCAUGAGCGAGAUUUAAAAGCAUUUAUUGUAUAUAAAUGAAAUCUAAUUUCAUUCUUUUUAUAAAAAUGUAUAGAUAUUUCAUAUAAUGUUGAGAUUUUAAGGCUUUUACUUUGUAUCUCAGGUUUGAAAGUAGCUUUCUACUUUAAGCUACUACAACAUAUUUAUUUUAUUACAUAUUUUUUUCUUUGGUUUUUAUAAACCUGGAGGAAACGUUGCUUACACAGCAAAAACACAAAAAUAUAAAAUAUUUUUAGUGUAGUUUCUAGUGCAAAAAUAUGACUACAUUUGAAGUAAGACUAAACUUACAAGUAACUUUAGCAAGACGUAGGAGUUUGUUUUAAUUGAAUAAUUAUUUAAUAUGGAUAAAAAACUACGAGUUGCAAGGAAUUUUUGACUUAAAACAAGUUUCUGUAUCUCAUUAAAAAGUUACUUGUAAGUUAGUUUUGUCUUAUUUCAAGUGGUACGAAGAUAUUUGUACCAGAAAUACUUGAUAACAUUUUGUUACCGUUGCAUCUCAGUUCAGAUAAAUGUACCUAAAUUAUUGUUGGUUUGAGCCUGAACAUCACAUGUUCUGACCUAAACUGCAUUAACCAAUCAGGACUCACCAUGAAAUCACCAAGAAUUUAUUUAGGACAUCAACACAAACCUCAUUGUGAGCUUUAAUGCUUUUUUUUUUUUUAAUUAAUCUUUGUAUUUUAAAGAUUUAAUGUUAAAUUCAAGAUUUUGUUUAUUUGAUGUGGAGCCGCUUAGCAGCUUGGUGUCCAAAAAGCUUUUCUACAAUAAAAAGUGCAAUGUGUUA
Messenger RNA from Poecilia reticulata (guppy), 2190 nucleotides. RefSeq names its product glycosylated lysosomal membrane protein (gene glmp). Gene Ontology annotation, cellular component: lysosome. The record is from RefSeq and is a predicted model, not a curated record. NCBI's taxonomy places the organism in Eukaryota, Metazoa, Chordata, Actinopteri, Cyprinodontiformes, Poeciliidae.